Heterostelium album PN500 is the source of this 1773-nucleotide messenger RNA. Its product is annotated as LMBR1 domain-containing protein. Lineage: Eukaryota; Evosea; Eumycetozoa; Acytosteliales; Acytosteliaceae. The coding region runs from base 1 to 1773 and encodes 590 amino acids. The record is from RefSeq and is a predicted model, not a curated record. The transcript is spliced from 6 exons. Gene Ontology annotation, cellular component: membrane.
AUGUCAUGGAUAGGAUGGUUUAUGUGUUUUGGUAUCGUUUGUUUAGUACCAAUAGAUGUAUUAGCUACACAAUAUAGAGAUUGUUUAGAAUCGAAAGGAGUUAAUCAAUGUGAACGUGCACCAUGGUCAUAUGUUUCAAGCGAUGUUUUAUAUUAUUUCUAUCAGACAUUCUAUUUUGGUACAUUGUUAUUGACGUGGUUGGUCUAUCCAUUUUUGGGAUCGUUGGUGUUGGCAGGUGACUUUAAACUGACAGAAAGAAUACAGCGAUCGAUUCGUGAGAAUCAUGGUCGGUUAUGCAAUGGCCGCUGCCAACACUUGGGGUAUCAUCUUGGUAAUCAUCUUGAUGGGUUACGGACUGGUCGAGACACCGAGAAGUCUGUGGAACAAUGCGAAUCGCCAGUUGGUACUGAGACACCUGCAGUUCAAAGUCAGCUCGCUGCAGCACCAGAAGAAGAAGGCGAGCGACGAGUUGUUCGCCACGAUGAAGCAAGUGAAGAAGGUGGCAGAAAAGACGAGAAAGUACGAUCCCUACGAGAAUGUCCACCAGAGUUGUACUCGACCAUUCAGUUUGGCGAGGGUACCGGUGAGAUUACCUAUUCCACACUGGUGGCGCUGAACAGCCGUUUAAAGUCGGCGGUACAAGACGCCAAUCGAUCGGAAUCGCUCUACAACCAGUGCGUAGAAGAGGCCUAUGCUCUCGAGGACAUCUUGGCGAGUGGCGCCAGUCUCGAUCGAACGAUCCACUGGAGUUUCAAAGAUGCGCGAACCGGUCGUUUCGCAGCGCAACUCGAUCGCGCCGAAUGGAUUUGGUUCACCUAUCUCGAGGUGCCAGUGUUCCGUCUUGUUGCACUGCUCUUUGCCAUAUGCUCAGUCAUCUUGGUGUGGUCAGAGAUCUCCGUUGCAAUCAAGAGCACCGACGUCUCCAUCCUCUCCAACAUCGUUUUGCACUCUGAUGUCAACAAUCUCGGCAUCCAAAUCGUCCUAUUCUUCCCACUGGGUUAUGCGGCACUCGUAACCUACUCUACACUUUUCAAAAUCAGAAUUUUCAAUUACUAUCGUCUCAUCUCUGGACAACAUUCAGAUUCCAAUUCAAUAUUAUUUAGUGCAGCUUAUCUUUGCAGAUUGGCAGCACCUCUAUGUUAUAAUUUCAUUACAUUUAUUAAAACAAAGACAACAUUCACAGAUGUUAUGGGUGAGUCAAACUUUGUUCCAUUUUUAGGACAAUACUUUUAUAUCUAUUUCCCAAUCGUCAUUACAGUUGUAGUGUUGGCAACUGCAUUCAAUCUUUACUCUAGACUGAUGAACUGUCUCAACAUUACCAGAUUCAGAUUCGACAAUGAUUUUUCACAUGAGAAUAUAGAUGAAGGAAAGAUGAUACUUGAACAUGAAAAGAGAAGAAGAGAAGUAGCUAAAAAGACAGCUGCAAUCGAUAGAUCAAAUCCAUGGUCAAAUACAGCAUCGUCCAGUAGCAACAGUAGAUUCAGUUCAAACAAUGACAAACGUUAUACUCUACUUAGAAAUACUCUUGACGAUGAAUUCAAUGACGAUAUUGAAUCGGGUACACUCGAUACCUACAACGGUAAGAGUGGCGGUAACGCACUAGGACAGAGCACAGGCAGUGCAAACAACACUCCAUCGACACAAUCACCACAACAAAGCGAAUCUCGAUUGAAAUCAUCAUUCAACGGAUUUCCAAGUAUGAGCACGAUUUUCGGAAGAAACGAUCGUGAUAAACUUAUAAGAAAUAACAAUAAUAAUAAUAAUAAAUUUUAA